UGGCCAUUCAAAAUGUAAAUACAUGGAUGUUAACAUAAAAUGGCAAGUAUAUUAGAAGAAAAACUCCGAGAAGCAGCUUGUCUAGGCGACACAGAAGCAGUUCAAACGCUUUUAACUCAAAACGUGAACGUAAACUCCCAAAACCCCGUGAACGGCUGGACCGCUCUGCACUGGGCUUGUAAACGAGGUAACGAAGAGAUCACGAAGAUCCUAAUCGACCAUGGAGCAAACAAGCAAAUAAAAUCCUUUAAAGGCGAAACCCCCAGCGAUCUCUGCGCUUAUCCAGGCACUUUAGAACAGCUUGGCGUACAGCAGGACGAGCUCAGCAUAAAAUUCAUCCCCAACUAUAUAAAAAAUCCCCCAUUGAACGGUCAGGUAGACAUUGGACCUAGAUUAAGGCCUAAACACACAGAUCUUUCAAGCAUGCCUACCACUUCUCUACCUACCACACAAAACGAUGAUCUCGUACUUAAAGUGAAGAUUCACGGCUCGACUGAUCCGGAUUUCAUCGAAAUUGAAAUACCCAAGUGGAAGUUGACAUAUAACAACCUGCUCAAAAUUUGCUGUGAAGAACUGGAAGUCAUGGAUUGCCAAGUGGAGCGCAUCAGGAAAUUGCCUAAUACCCGUUUGAGGAAGGACAGCGAUGUUAAGAGGUUGAAAGAAUACCAGGGUUUAGAACUGGUGUUAAAAGCCCCCGCAGCUGGUGACAAAUCAAAUAACUGUUACCAGAGCAUUUCGACUUGUAAGAAUCAAACUAUUUUGUACUGAAAUGUGUCAUAUCACGGUACUGGAAACUCGAAAAUAUCUAGAAUGAUAAUCAGCAUUGUAUAUUUUUAUCGAAUUUUUGGGCAGGUUUCGCGAUUUUCAGGAAUAAUUAUAAUGAUAAACGAGCUGAAGACAUUUUGUGAUUACUUUUUACAUGAUAGAAAUCACCAUUUCUCAUAUCCGUGCAGCUUAAUACGCUUCCUCACUUUAGUAUUAUUUUUAUUCUGAGGCUUAAGCAUUAUUUACUAGACUAAAUAAUAGCGACAGUUAUAUUCUGCCAUACUAUCUUACCGCAGUAUAAAAUAUCAACUUCUAAAUAUCUAAUUCUUUCCAUUUUAGAGGCAUAGACAAUAAUUGAUUUUAUAUUCGCAUAAUCGAUAAAAGAUAGCGUCACUGUGCCUGUCAUCUGAUCGUUAUCAGAUGUCGACUGGUUUUGUAAAACUCUAGCAGAAAUAGAAAAGCACGAAUAAAUAUUAUUUUCUUCUCGGUUUCCCUGUUUUGGACUAUCUUUUCCCCUCCUUAUAGUUUUAUUAAUAUACUUCUAAAAUUUAAAGUCGGCACGUUGCACAAACGUCUAUAGUGGCAGUCAAAACCGUUAAAACGUUUGAAGCGAACCUUGGUUCAAAAAGUGGAAACUAUUCUUAAAAAUUAUCAUUUGGAUAAAUGCACUUUUAAACU
Molecule: messenger RNA, 1443 nt
Organism: Anoplophora glabripennis (Asian longhorned beetle)
Lineage: Eukaryota; Metazoa; Arthropoda; Insecta; Coleoptera; Cerambycidae
Product: ankyrin repeat domain-containing protein 40
Exons: 3
Coding region: 40-768 (242 amino acids)
Molecular function (GO): protein binding
Source: RefSeq, a predicted model, not a curated record